Molecule: messenger RNA, 2376 nt
Organism: Trichophyton rubrum CBS 118892
Lineage: Eukaryota; Fungi; Ascomycota; Eurotiomycetes; Onygenales; Arthrodermataceae
Exons: 3
Coding region: 1-2376 (791 amino acids)
Biological process (GO): transmembrane transport
Cellular component (GO): membrane
Molecular function (GO): ABC-type transporter activity; ATP hydrolysis activity; ATP binding
Source: RefSeq, a predicted model, not a curated record
AUGAUCCUCUGUCUGAUAGCUGAGAGGGCAAUCAACCUUUUGAUUCCUAUUCAACUAGGGCUGAUAACCGAUAUCCUCAGCAAGACUCAAGGUGGCCGCUUACCCUGGGAACAAAUAUUAAUAUUUGCUGCACUCCGUCUUCUUGACUCCAGCGGAGGGUUACCUGCACUGAGAAGGUUUAUGUGUAUGCCAGUUGACGAUUUCUCGUACUUGAAACUGAGUACAACAGCUUUCAAUCAUGUCAUGUCAUUAUCUUGUGACUUCCAUGACAACAAACACUCCGGGCGGCUAUGGACCGCAGUUAUUCGAGGGCAGUCUGUUAAAGAUGUCAUACACAGCAUUCUCUUCCUCGUCGCCCCAAUGAUCAUAGAUCUCGUGUUAGCCGUUGGUGUGCUUUACUACGUCUUUGAUGGCUAUAUGGCACUUGAUGUUGCGACAGUGAUGGUUCUCUUCCUAUGGUCGUCCAGCAAACUCGUUGCGAAACAGAAGGAUAAGCGGAGAGAGUGGAACGAGGCUCGGGGAGCAGAGUUUACUGCUCUAUGUGAAUCUACGGAGAACUGGCGCACUGUUUCCUAUUUUAGUCGAGUUCCCUAUGAGAUAUCCCGAUACUUGUCGCUGGUACAGGCCCAGCUGAAAGCCAGGUUCAAGUUUCGAUUUUGGGACCAUAUGGAGAAUGCAUCCCAAUCAGCCCUGCUGAUAUGUGGGCUUACCGCUGCUUGUUUCAUGGCAGCACAUCAUGUUUCCACGGGUGAGAAACCGAUUGGAAAUUUUGUUAUGCUGUUGAGUUACUGGGCCCAGCUAUCUAGCCCAUUGCAGUUUAUCGCCAACGGAUUCGGGGAAAUGGCCCGUGAUUUGGUCGAUGUUGAAGAGUUCCUCUCAAUUUUACGCCAAAAACCCACUGUCCAGAAUUCUCCUGAUGCAAAACCUCUAAGAUUUGAAACUGGGAAUAUAAAAUUUACGGAUGUCAAUUUUUCGUACGAUGGAAAGAGAGGAGUACUCCGAAACAUCAACUUUCAAGCCAAAGCAGGUAGUACUACUGCAUUGGUUGGACAGACAGGUGGAGGAAAGUCAACAAUCCUUAAGUUGAUAUUUAGAUUUUACGAUCCCACCCAAGGAAAGGUGGAGAUUGAUGGUCAGAAUGUUUCUGGCGUUUCUUUAGAAACACUCCGGGAGGGUAUUGGUGUGGUCCCACAAGAUCCAACACUGUUCAAUGCUUCAAUUAUGAACAACCUACGCUACGGAAGGUUGGAUGCUACAGAUGAGGAGGUAAUGGAAGCUUGCAAGGCAGUUGCGCUUCAUGACAGAUUCAUGAGCCUGACGGAUGGAUAUGACACUUUGGUAGGCGAAAGAGGUAUGAGAUUAUCUGGUGGAGAACUCCAGCGUGUUGCCAUUGCACAGGCUAUCUUGAAAAAUCCCAGAAUUGUUCUCCUAGAUGAAGCUACGAGCAGUGUCGAUAGCGAAACAGAGGCAGUGGUUCAAGAGAGUUUAAAGAAGCUCACAGCAGGUCGAACCACGCUUGUGAUUGCACAUCGACUCUCCACCAUUGUGAACGCAGACCGGAUUGUUGUCAUAAAUAAUGGCGAGAUUGUUGAACAGGGAACCCAUACUGAGCUGCUACAGAAUCACGGAUACUACCGACGCCUGUGUUUCCGCCAGGGAUUCCUAGAAGCUAGUGAAUCUGAUAGUGGUACCCCAUUCUCAGAGACUACUUGCUCGUGCCAUCAAUACCCAUCGAACGGAGAAAGGUUAUGGAAACCCGAUGCACCUGAAUUCGUUCCAAAGGCAUAUAAAGCACCAGGAGGGAACCAGUCGCAGUUCCCACCAAGCGAGUGCAAUUCGAACAGGCUACAUCAAGAAGAUAAAGGAUUUUCGGAGGCGACUGUUGAUAUUUACGAAACAGAAACGGAUGAUAGCUUUCACAUCGAAACUGGACCUGACAAGGAAAAUCUUCAAGUAAAAUUCGCAGCAGAAUGCACCACAAAUACCAAUGGUUUUGGUCAGACUUCAAAGGACGAUGCUAGACUGAGCCACGAUGAACCUAAGGUGUUCUAUCCCACUAUGAACGAGAAUGUAAGGGGAAAUUCCCUGGGGUUUGAUGAAAGCUAUGAUGCUACGGCCGUCGAAGGACUCGAUGCUUCAAAGUGUGAUGCACAGGACAAACUUCGCAGGGGAUUAUCAAAGAGCGAACCCUCGAAUCUAGCAAGGGACAUUAGCAUUGAGGGUGAUGAGGACUCCGGCGACUGUCAAUUUGUUGACACCAAAACAACAACCACAUCAGGUCCAAAUAAGGCACUAGUCAAAAACUCAACGCGUCCUCGUCGUCGCAGAAACCGAAAAGGAAGAGAGAACUAUCAGAAAGCUAGGGUUCAGCCCUGA